GAAUAAAAACCUCCGCGUGUUUCUGCUGAACAAGAAACAGACUGGAAAACGACUCCAGCUGUUUGACUGGGAAAGAGCUGCGAGAGAUCACUAACACAGGAGGAGGAGAAAGUGGGCGAGGAUGAUGAGCAGCUCGGAGAAGAUAUCGACCAGCAGCACCCCCAUUGUCAUGGAAACGACCUCUACACUCCGCCGCGACAGUACCACCCAGAAAGCAGCGACUCAGGACAGGAACGUGUUCAGCGAUGGAAAGACUCGAAUUGACUUUGUCCUGGUGUGGGAGGAGCUUCGGGGUAUUCAUGAUGACACAGGUGAUGUCGCCAUCCAGAGGAAGUGGAGGGAACAGUUUCUGAGCAGACUGAGACAAGUAGGCCUGCUGCAGGAGCGGAGGGUGGUCUCCCAGAUCAAGAGGAGGAUCCACUUCAUCCUCCUCAGCGCCCCCUGGAAUCUCCUCUGUUACUACGCCGAGGAGAUCAAUCUCAGAGCGCCCCUCGAGGUGUUCACCAUUCCAAUCACAAACUGGUCUGAACAAUUCCUGUCCAAGCUGUCCCUCCCCAACCCCCUCAGCCAGAAUGUCCCCAACCAACCUCCUGACUACUACACCUGUCAGUUCAGGGCCAACAAGCUGGAGAGGUUCCUGGGAAGUGACAACAGAGAGACCUUCUUUAAGACCACCCAGAGACACCAAGUGCUGUAUGAGAUCCUGGCCAGAAUCCCGUACGGUUGUGUGAACCGGGGCGAGGUGGGCAUCGACCGGCUGAUCAGUGAGGGAAUCUUCACAGCAGCGUACCCACUGCAUGAGGGGGACUACAGGAUGCCGGUCGACCCGGUGCCCCUCCAGUCUUUAGGACAGAGGCAGAUCCUGAAUGCGUACUGGUCCAAGUGGUCCUGCUGGAGGCGCUACCAACCUCUGGACCACAUAAGGGAGUAUUUUGGGGAAAAGAUAGCUCUCUACUUUGCAUGGAUUGGUUUCUACACUGCCUGGCUGCUGCCUGCGUCUCUGAUUGGGACUCUGGUUUUCCUGUUGGGUUUUGUGCUUGUGUCCUCCGACAUCCCAGCGAAGGAGUUGUGCGAGAGCAAAGACACUUUCAUCAUGUGUCCUCUCUGUAACGUCUGCUCCACCUGGAACUACUCCAGCAUCUGCUUCACCUAUCAGGCGGGUCUCCUGUUUGACAACUGGGGGACAGUGUUCCUCAGCUUCUUCAUGUCUCUGUGGGCCGUCACCUUCCUGGAGUACUGGAAGAGAACUUGUUCAACUCUCUCCCACCGCUGGGACUGCACUGACUUGGAGGACAUUGAGGAGCGUCCACGUCCAGAGUUCUCAGCCAUGGCGCCGAUGACCACGAGGAACCCGAUCACUGGAGCUGAGGAGCCUUACUUUCCUGAGAAUAAACGCUUCAACAGAAUUUUGACUGGAUGCAUGGUCAUCAUUAUCAUGGUUGCAGUGGUCCUGAUGUUCCUCAUUGCCAUUAUUUUGUACCGUACCAUCAUCAGCACCGUCAUCUACAAGUCAACUAAAACUAUCAGUAUCUUCGGCAUUUCUGCUUUGACAAUCGCCAGCCUUUCAGGAUCCGUGUUGAACCUGCUGGUUAUCCUCAUGCUGUCCAAGGUUUACACCAUGCUGGCCGACAUCCUCACACGCUGGGAAAUGCAUCGCACUCAAACCAAAUAUGAAGACAUGUUCAUCCUCAAAGUUUUCAUAUUCCAGUUUGUGAACUUCUACUCAACUCCCGUCUACAUCGCCUUCUUCAAAGGCAGGUUCGUUGGUUACCCUGGAAUGUACAACACUCUGUUUGGACUUCGUAAUGAAGAAUGUGGCGUCGGCGGGUGUCUGAUUGACCUGGCCCAGGAGCUGCUGGUCAUCAUGGUGGGAAAACAGAUGAUCAACAACAUCGAGGAGUUCGUCACCCCGAAGGUCAAAGCGUGGUGGCAGAAAAACAAGAUGCAUCCUCUCCUGACGAACAAGGCCUGGGAGGGGACUCAGCACAAGGUGGACGUUUCUCCUUGGGAGACAGACUACGACCUGCUGGUCUGUGAGGGACUCUUCGGUGAAUAUCUGGAGAUGGUGCUUCAGUUUGGUUUCAUCACCAUCUUUGUGGCGGCGUGUCCUCUCGCUCCUCUCUUUGCUCUCAUGAACAACUGGGUGGAAAUCCGUCUGGACGCUCAGAAGUUUGUAAAGGAAUACCGCCGCCCGGUGGUGGAGCGAGCUCAGGACAUCGGCAUCUGGUUUCACAUCCUGCAGUUCAUCACACAUGUCGCUGUCAUCAGCAACGCUUUUCUCAUUGCCUUCACCUCGUCCUUUGUGCCUCGGCUGUACUACCGUUUCACCAGAGAUAGCACCCUGAGAGGCUACGUUAACUUCACCCUGGCAACAGCCCCACAGACCUACAUCCAGCAGCACCACAACAUCUCUUGCAGGUAUCGAGGUAUAAGGGACGACAAAGGUGAAUACCUGCCGGAGUUCUAUGAACUCCUCGUUAUACGACUUAGCUUUGUCAUCAUCUUUGAGCAUGUGGUCUUUUUCAUCCACCGACUGAUCGACUUGAUAGUUCCUGACAUCCCUGAAGACGUGGAGCUGAAGAUGAAGAGGGAACACUACAUGGCUAAACAGGCACUGGCUGAGAAUAAGGCUUUGGGGAAAACCUCUAUUCCAAAUGACAUUUUGUCAGGUGACAUGCAUCCUCGUGGAUCCAGAGGCCUGAUACAAUGGAAUGACAUCCGGCCAUCAAAUCUGAAGAAGGUCUCAAAAAAACUCAAACCCACCAAGCGGCUGCUGACCUGACGCCCGACUGCGUCAGAGCUGAAGGCUGGUUCAUGUGGAGGUUUUGCAACCUGCACAGUGGAUGUUUAGCGGAUUAAAAUAAUCCAGCUUUCCAACUUGUCAUAGAACAGUGUGCCAGUGGAGAAGAUGCAUCUUCCUGCCCUUAUGGUCUGAAACCGGAAUCAAAGACCUGUGAGAUUUCUGAGUGACUCUCCUCAGACUGGAAGCUUCUCAGGAACUUCCUCAAACAGAGAGGCUGGAAGAAGAAUCACUGAAAAUGAAAAUGAUCCAAGUCUCUGCUGUGAGAGAGAACGAAUGCCUGUUCAAACUGCCUUUUGUUGAAUAAUUAAGAAAAUGUUUGUGAUAUUUUAUAAUAUUUUGGAGAUGCUUCUGUUAUUGCAUUAAACUAGUGAUAUUGA
This is a messenger RNA of Poeciliopsis prolifica (blackstripe livebearer), 3180 nucleotides long. RefSeq names its product anoctamin 7 (gene ano7). The coding region runs from base 122 to 2782 and encodes 886 amino acids. The transcript has 24 exons. The record is from RefSeq and is a predicted model, not a curated record. Gene Ontology annotation, biological process: calcium activated phospholipid scrambling; chloride transmembrane transport. Gene Ontology annotation, molecular function: chloride channel activity; protein dimerization activity. NCBI's taxonomy places the organism in Eukaryota, Metazoa, Chordata, Actinopteri, Cyprinodontiformes, Poeciliidae. Gene Ontology annotation, cellular component: plasma membrane.